CCCUAUUUAUAGCCUCUCUCUCUGUCUCGAAAAUCUGUGCAGUGCUCGAACCUCGGAACCCUCUCCACCUCCAUUCAAGAGGUAACCGGACCACCCUGCCGCCGCCGCCGCAAAUGGCCGCCGCCGCUCCCCACUCUCUCCUCCUCCAGAAGCCCAACCCCGGCACGGCCGCCUUCACCAACCCAUUACCUCUCACCCCCACUGCCCACCUCGCCACCAAGCCCCUGAGGCCCCUCUCCAUAAAAUGCGCCGCCACGACCCACCAGAUCCAAGAUCCGCCCCACGCCGCCCAGCCCCGCCCCCAGGACCGCGUCUUCAACUUCGCCGCCGGCCCCGCCACCCUACCGGAGAACGUCCUCCUCCGUGCCCAGUCCGAGCUCUAUAACUGGCGGGGCUGCGGCAUGAGCGUCAUGGAGAUGAGCCACAGGGGGAAGGAGUUCUCCUCCAUCAUCCAGAAGGCCGAGUCCGAUCUCCGGGCCCUCCUCGAGAUCCCGGCUGACUACGCCGUCCUCUUCCUCCAGGGCGGCGCCACCUCCCAAUUCGCCGCCGUGCCCCUGAACCUGUGCUCGCCCGACGACCCCGUCGAUUACAUUGUCACCGGGUCGUGGGGCGAUAAGGCCUUUAAGGAGGCUCAGAAAUACUGUAAACCCAAUCUGAUCUGGUCAGGGAAGUCCGAAAAGUACACGAAGAUCCCUUCGUUCGGCGAUUUGCAGCAGAACCCCGAAGCUAAGUACCUCCACAUCUGCGCGAACGAGACUAUUCAUGGAGUCGAGUUCAAGGACUACCCUGUCCCGAAGAACAAGGGCGGGAUCUUGGUUGCGGACAUGUCCUCCAACUUCUGCUCCAAGCCCGUGGAUGUGUCGAAGUUCGGUAUAAUCUAUGCCGGGGCGCAGAAGAAUGUUGGGCCCUCAGGGGUGACCAUUGUGAUCGUGAGGAAGGAUCUGCUCGGGAACGCCCAGGGGAUCACCCCAGUGAUGUUCGAUUACAAGAUCCACGCCGACAACAACUCCCUAUACAACACCCCGCCGUGCUAUGGAAUCUACAUGUGUGGGCUAGUGUUCGAGGACCUGUUGGAGCAGGGCGGGCUGAGGGAGGUCGAGCAGAAGAACCAGCGCAAGGCUGAGAUCCUCUACCGGGCGAUCGACGAGAGCAAGGGGUUCUACAGAUGCCCGGUGGAGAAGUCCGUGAGGUCGCUCAUGAACGUGCCCUUCACUCUCGAGAAGUCGGAACUGGAGGCGGAGUUCAUCAAGGAGGUCGCCAAGGAGAAGAUGGUGCAGCUCAAGGGGCACAGGUCCGUAGGAGGGAUGAGGGCUUCGAUAUACAAUGCGAUGCCUUUGGCAGGUGUGGAGAAGUUGGUUGCCUUCAUGAAGGAUUUCCAGGCGAGGAAUGCUUGAACUUUGUCCAUCUGAUCUGGGCCGAUUCGGGUCGUACGUUAGAUCGAAGCCCUUAGUGCCAUUACUAGGAUUGUUAAAUUUGUGAUAUUGACAUAUGUUGUCUUUAUUUAUGUCUUUGAUCUGCUGGUUUCUUUAUGAUUCUUGAGGGAAUUUUUCUGCUGUCCGUCAUGAUUUAAUGGCAAAAUACGAGGGGGUCUAUCGGGGGGAAUUUGAGUGAAUAAAUGGAAGAAUCAGAUCGGUUAACAUCGGUAGUGGGAUGGAUAUGUCUCUCAGGAGCAUUUGUAGUUUAUUACAAUUCAAGCAUAUCCCUCAUUGUGUACUGUUAAUGGAAGAAGAAGAGGCACAUGAUUGUUGAUGGAAUCUUGUGGCAUUGCAGAAUCCAUGUAUGAGUCAGAAUAAAAGAGAAUCUUUUAUAAA
This is a messenger RNA of Punica granatum (pomegranate), 1811 nucleotides long. The record is from RefSeq and is a predicted model, not a curated record. NCBI's taxonomy places the organism in Eukaryota, Viridiplantae, Streptophyta, Magnoliopsida, Myrtales, Lythraceae.